GUCUCUGAGGAGAGGAACAACUAGGCCAUGGUUGGCAUCUGAAUGUGUGGAAUCAAGGGAGGUCAGGCUGAAGAAGAUCCUCCCUGGCCCUAGUGAACACCAGUAUCUGUGUACCCUGACAUCCACCGGAGCCCUGACCUCAACCCACCUCCACAUCUGUAUGACCUGACUUCCCCUGGGACCCCAACCUCUGCACUCUAGACGUCUGAGCAUCCUAAUGUCUCCAUGCCCUCUACAGAGCAUGGUCUUGUCCAGCUGUGACUAUCUCUGGCACUGAGCAGUUUGAGUCGGCACUCCAACCCUGUCCUUAGUCACACCCAAACAAAGUCUACAGAAACAAACUGCUAACUCACCUGCCACAAGACCAGGGACAUUGGUGAUUCUGCAAGGUCUGGUAAGGAGCUGUGGGGAGACCGUCUUGAUUAAAGUUAGUCAUGAACUGCCAGGAGGAUUUACCAUACUACACCGCUCAGAGCAGCCCAGCCAUGGGCAUGUUUAAUACCUCUAUGGGAAAGCUACAGCAGCAGCUGUACAAGGGGGAGUACGCUCUGUUCAAAUAUGCACCCAUGUUCGAAAGUGACUUCAUACAGAUCAGCAAAAAAGGAGAAGUGAUUGAUGUGCACAACAGGGCCCGAAGGGUAACUGUGGGCAUUGUCCGCACCAGCCCCCACCUUACACUCCCUGAUGUCAUGCUGCUGGCCCGACCAGCAACCAUCUGUGACGACUACCACAGGCAUGGUGCCGCCAGCCAGGAGAAAGGGGGUAAGCCCACGCAGAUCUUGGAGCUAACCAGGCUGUUUCCCUUAAAGCUUGUAAAGAUAUCCAUCCAUAACGGCACAAAACAGCAGCUCCACCUAAAGCUUGCCACCGGACGCUCCUUCUACCUGCAGCUGUGUCCCCCCUCAGAUACAAGAGACCUUUUUGUUCUCUGGGAAAAUCUCAUUUACAUCCUGACGCCACCAGUGGAGGCUUACAGUGGGACCCAGGCCAUCCCUGCUGGGAACAAACUAGAUGUGCCUGGCUUUGAGGAAGAGAACAACAUAUUGAUACACGGCACUCACUUCUAUGGAAGGGAUCAAGAUCAAAUAAGCAUCAAGAGCCUUCACAUGAGCCCUGAAGUGUUUGGGGCUACUCAGUAUGGUUAUACCAGAGGGGAGUGAAAUCAACAUGGUCCCCACAUACUGCCGUCAGUAAUUCACAUGCUGCUGAGUAAAGGGCAGCGGUGGUGGUAAGAUCAGUGGUGGCAACAGGCACCCUCACAGGUGCCCUGAAUGUGGUUGUAACCAAGUCUGCAGAUGCAGAAGAGAAACGGUACAAGCGGGAACAGUGCAAGCCUUUACAGAUUCUGGAGGAGCUAGUGCAACCAAAAUGCUUAUAUUCAGCAGGUAUUAAUACCAUUAGCAAGAGCUGGAAGCACUUCUCAGAUGGCGUGUGCAGCAUGUAAGACCUGCUGGCCUCCCCUACAGAGGUCUGUGUGACUAUGGACUGCAAGGGCAGAGGCUAAUGGCAAGCAGGUUACAAAGACAGAAGGCUCACAAUCAGGACCUCCUCAUCUCACCCUUCAGAGUGAAGUCUUCAAGAGCGAACAGAAUGGGAGCCAGGGCACCUCUGCCCAGGACUCUUUAGGGAAGAGAUUCCAUGUCUGGCACUAUACAAAGUGCAAAGCUAGGCAUCGCUUCUUUGACUGGUGAGAAGCAGUUCCCACCCACUGGAAUACAAUGAACUCGGAUUUUCUGCUUUACUAACAUGUGAUCCAUAGAUCAGGAAAGAGUAGCAAUAAAAUAAAUGGCAACUGACAAUCAGGCUUUGACUAA
This is a messenger RNA of Erinaceus europaeus (western European hedgehog), 1814 nucleotides long. It is a transcript of the gene GARIN6, whose product is annotated as golgi associated RAB2 interactor family member 6. The record is from RefSeq and is a predicted model, not a curated record. Gene Ontology annotation, cellular component: nucleus. Lineage: Eukaryota; Metazoa; Chordata; Mammalia; Eulipotyphla; Erinaceidae. The transcript has 2 exons. The coding region runs from base 435 to 1160 and encodes 241 amino acids.